Molecule: messenger RNA, 2943 nt
Organism: Salvelinus fontinalis (brook trout)
Lineage: Eukaryota; Metazoa; Chordata; Actinopteri; Salmoniformes; Salmonidae
Product: collagen alpha-1(XIX) chain-like
Exons: 36
Coding region: 139-2394 (751 amino acids)
Source: RefSeq, a predicted model, not a curated record
CGCAGCAGCUACAAUGAUACAGACAACAUGUGUUGCUGGUUAUAAGCAUGUAUUGUACGAUCCUUAGGACAUUUACACGCAGACACACAUACACAGUCACACACACAACACUCUCGUCUCGUCUCUCUACUGUCAAUCAUGUUGUACUUGUCUUGUUCACAUACAUCCUCUAUCUCUAUCUCUCCUCUCUCUCACUCACUCACUCUCUCUCUCCUCUCUCUCUCUCUCUCUCUCUUUCUCUCACUCUCACUCUCACUAUCUGUUCUCAUCCAGGGGGUAAAGGGUGACUCUGGCGUCCCAGGAGACAAAGGAGAUCAAGGAGAUCCGGGUCAGCCAGGUGGAGACGGGGCCUCUGGGAUGAAAGGACAAAAGGGGGAAGAGGGCCUAAGAGGACCACCAGGACCGGUGAUGACAGCUCAUGGACUGAGACAUCUGUCUGGCUCUGAGGCUGAAUCAGGAGAGGCGUGCCAGAAAGGAGAAACGGGUGAUCCAGGACAAAGAGGACUCCAAGGACCACAUGGUCUCAAGGGAAGCCUAGGACUACCAGGUCCAAAGGGAGAGCCCGGCCCAGAGGGUAAAGAAGGUCCUCAUGGACUCAUCGGACUCCCAGGGAUUGCAGGAGAGACGGGAUCGUCGGGGGACAAGGGACCACCUGGUAGAGACGGUCUUAAAGGAAUCAAGGGGGACUCUGGAGGUGUGAUGGGACCCCAGGGCCUGCCUGGACCCAAGGGAGAGCCUGGAGAGCCAGUAGCUGAACAUCUGGGAGAGGGGAUGACAUCUGGACCCAGAGGAUCACGAGGGCCAAAGGGUGAGCGUGGCGUCCCUGGUGUACCAGGAGACCUAGGGGAGAAAGGAGAGCCUGGUCUGGGCGUUGAAGGACCUCAUGGCCCCAUGGGACAGAGAGGAGAGAGAGGAUUUGAGGGCCCUCGUGGACCCUCCGGAUUCUCAGGCCCUGCUGGGACCCCGGGGAGAGAGGGAUCCCCUGGUCGAGAAGGUCCCCCAGGUCCACCUGGCCCCGCGGGUCAACCAACUGCCUUGCCAAUUGUGGGAGAUAUGAGCUCUUUACUCAAGAAUGCCUGCACUGUGUGCCAGACCAGAGUGCCAGGUCUGCCUGGGCAGAAGGGCGAGAAGGGAACCUAUGGAGCGACAGGAGUGCAAGGCAUGGUGGGAGAAAAGGGGGAUCCAGGAGUGCGAGGACCUCUCGGUAAUCCUGGGAAAGAAGGUCCAAAGGGGAUGAAAGGAGAGAGAGGAUUCCCUGGGCCUAGUGGAGACAAAGGAGACGAGGGCUCUCCUGGAGUUCCAGGCAUUCUGGGUGCAACAGGCCGUACUGGAGACCCUGGUGUCAUGGGCAGACCUGGGCCAAUGGGUCAGCCUGGAACAAAGGGAGAGCGGGGAAGUGACGGCUCCCCUGGAAGGCCAGGACUACCAGGCCCCCCAGGUGUCCCCUAUGUGGAGGGCAAUGGGAUGAGCAGUCUGUACAAACUGCAGAGUGGAGGAGCCAUCUCAGGACCCCCUGGACCACCAGGUGCACCAGGCCCCAAAGGAGACGAGGGAAGAGUGGGAGAUCCCGGAUCCAUGGGUUUACCUGGACUAGAAGGACUACCUGGAGCCAAGGGUGAUCUGGGGAUACCUGGAACCCCUGGAGUACCCGGGCCUUCAGGGAAACCUGGAGCUCGCGGUGAUUCGGGGAUCCCUGGGGAACCGGGUGAGAGGGGCCCGCUGGGGGAGACAGGAUUCCCAGGUCCUGAGGGACCCCAAGGUGCUCCUGGGAGGCCCGGGAAAGAUGGACUUCCUGGGUACGAGGGAGCCACAGGUAGACUAGGAGACAGAGGAUCCAAGGGAGAACGGGGGGACCCAGGGAUACCUGGAGCGAGGGGAGUCCAAGGGGAGAGGGGAAGGACAGGAGACCCAGGGAUAGUGGGACCUAUCGGGCCCCAAGGCCACCGAGGAGACCCUGGUCCUCCAGGUCCAAUAGCAUCACCAAGCCCUCUGAAUGAUGCCAAUUCCAUGGAAGAAAUUAAAAUGUUUAUCCGGAAUGAAGUAUUGCGGUUGUUUGAAGAGAGACUAUCAAGCCAUGCCAUGCAGAAGACGCCGGCGGCCAUUUUAGCGGCGCAGGUUCGACAGGGUUCUCCCGGUCCCCCUGGCAACAACGGAUCCCCAGGGCCUCCAGGGGAAGAAGGCCCCCCCGGCCCUCAAGGGUACAGAGGUCAGAAAGGAGAGAGGGGUCAGCUAGGUCUGGGGAUACCAGGAGCUCCAGGUCUGGCAGGUCCACCAGGUGAACCUGGAAGCAGUAUCCAGGGGCCACCGGGCCCUUCAGGUUCCCAGGGACCUCAUGGUAAAUGUGAUCCCAGUGACUGUCUCCAUCCAUCCUCUCACUCCAGACGGAACGGCUAGGGGGCCCCCCCUCAACUGAUAGGGGAAACCUUCAACGAAUAAGGGCCCUCUCAAUGGCUAGGGCCCAGGUGCCCCCUCCACCCAAAUCCAGCCUCCAUCUCUCUACAGCAGUCAACCAUAGGCACAGGAGCCGGGCGUGUGGAGCCUGAUCCCUCAGACAGCUCAUAUCAGACAGACAGUAUCGUCCUUGUGGUCAGUUUUACAUUGAAAACACUCAUCCUCUGUUACUGCUUUACAUGGGAAAGACUCACAGCCAGAAAUAGAUACAAUAUGUAUCUCAACACAAUGGAGUAGGAUGAAAUUGCCCAUAGAUGCUGAUCUUGGGUCAGUUUUGCAAUUUCCCCACUAAUUGUUAAGGUUGCAUUGGGGGAGGGGAAGCUGAUCCUAGAUCUGUACCUAGUGGAAACUUCACCCUGGAGCCCUUACAACCGCCUUUCGGUUUUCAUACGACCAUAGAAGCAUUGAAAUUCAAUUAUUUGUUACUUUACGUUGAUGGUUAUUCUAUUCAUUUUAAAUGUGUUACAGUCCAUUAUUAUUGUCAUUAUAGCU